AUCAAAGAACCAAAACAAGCAUUUCUGGAAAUAGAGCUAUCACCUAUGGCUUCUUGUUCAACUUCAACCACCACACCUCUCACAACCGCCGAUCAAGGUGGUGGCACGGCGAUCUCGGCCGUCCAUCCCGACAUCAUCCAGACCCACAUCCUCACCCGACUUGAUGGCCCCACUCUCGCCUCCGCGGCGUGCGCAUCGUCCCACAUGCACGCCCUCUCCACCGAAGAAAAACUCUGGCGGGACAUCUGCGCCGCCACCUGGCCCUCCAUUGACCACCCCCGUAUCCGCCACGUCAUCUCCUCGUUCCCAUCCGGACACCGCUCCUUUUUCUCGGAUUCAUUUCCAGCCCUCGAUCACCGCUCUCCGGCGCCGAAGAAUCGGCCCCACCGUCCAUCUCUCCCGUCGGAGUUAAUUUCCGCAGUCGAUAUUCACUACAAGCACGAGCUUAUCUUCUCCAAAGUCCAAGAGUCCGAAACCGAGACUGCCUGGUUCCUCUGCUCGCCUUUCCGGGUCGACCUACUUGACGAGAAAGAGUCCGUUCGAACGCCGAUACGACACGUCGGAGAGGGCGAAGCGUGGCUCAAGAGCCUCGAGGAGAACUUGACCCUGACCUGGAUCGUCAUCGGCCCGUCCCGAAAUUGCGCGGCAAACGUGUCCAGCCGGAGACCCGUGUCGGUGCAACGGCACUGGUUGACCGGGGAGAUACAGGUCCGGUUCGCGACGAUCAUGGCUGGCGAAACGUCGUCGUCGUCGGAGUUGGUACAGUGCGGGGUGGUGGUCACGUGCGGGGGGAAGGUGGGAGGGGAGGUGCACGUGAGGGAGGUGAGCUUGCAGGUGGAGGACAUGGAGGGGAAGCAUAUGAACGGGAGGGACAGUUUGGUAAUUUUGCAGGCCGCCAUGGAAAGCGGAAGGAGAAAGAAGGAGAGGACAGGUGAAGGGAAAGAGAGGUUCGAAGAGUUUUUAGAGAUGAAGAGGGAGACAAGGAAGAGAAAGGAGAAGAGAGAGAGGGGUUUGGACAUGCUUUUCAUUUUCACUGGGGUUGCCAUUUUCGUGGCCUUCUGGUCCUAUGUUUUGUUCAGAUAGGGAAGGGAAACCGUUAGUCCUACAGUUACUAUACAGUUGAAUAUCAGUAGCACACAGCAGACGAAGAAAGAGAAAAGAAAAAGGGAAAGCCUUCAUUAUAUGAUUAAAUUUAUUCACAAUUUAUGAUUGGAUCAGGAAAAAGAAAUAAAAAGUGCAAUGCAAUUGGAAGAUUUUCUCA
Alnus glutinosa is the source of this 1261-nucleotide messenger RNA. Its product is annotated as F-box protein At2g27310-like. Gene Ontology annotation, molecular function: protein binding. The record is from RefSeq and is a predicted model, not a curated record. The transcript has a single exon. NCBI's taxonomy places the organism in Eukaryota, Viridiplantae, Streptophyta, Magnoliopsida, Fagales, Betulaceae. The coding region runs from base 46 to 1083 and encodes 345 amino acids.